Molecule: messenger RNA, 636 nt
Organism: Amoebophrya sp. A25
Lineage: Eukaryota; Dinophyceae; Syndiniales; Amoebophryaceae
Source: the annotation of a GenBank genome assembly
CGGGAAGUGAGCGCGUGAAAUCGACGGGAGCAGAAGUUAAGGCUGCCGCUAAAGCAUCCUCAGCAUCGUUCGUUCUUGAUGCAUGUUUUUCUACUGCAAAAAUAUAGACGCACCCUUGGAUACGACUCCCAAGGAGGAUGCCAAUGCGGUAGCUCUAAAGAAGGAGUUACAUUGAAAGAAGCCCAGACGAUCAAUAAAAGCCUUUUCACAUUGGCACAGGUGAUCAUGGCACUCACUCAGGGGAAAAACAAUUAUGAUCUGUGGACGGGGAGUCAAUUCCCACGCCUAUCCUAUAUGAUUCAGGUACUGCAGGCACAGUGCAUGUGGCAGACAAGUAGGACGAGAUCUUCUGAUUAAGUCCUUGACUGCGGGUUUCAGAUUCACACUUCGGUUUUUAGCAUCACUAUUACCUCCUCUACUAGUUGGGAGCGGAGGACGCUACUAGGUUUCACUCUGAGUGGAACGACGCUACUUCUGCUGCAACUUGAAUAUGACUUGAAACACUACAACUACUUCGUUGCACAACUAACUUGCUCUAAAACACCGCUCAUGUGCCCUACCGGAACGCGAAGAUAACGGAGCUGCUCUCAGACAGUUUCGGAGGGAACGCAUACUGCAUGAUGAUUACGUGUAUCA